Messenger RNA from Python bivittatus (Burmese python), 774 nucleotides. The record is from RefSeq and is a predicted model, not a curated record. Lineage: Eukaryota; Metazoa; Chordata; Lepidosauria; Squamata; Pythonidae.
CUUCUCGAAAGCAGGCUAAUUAGCAGGCCCUGCACAAUUCAGCACACUGCAUUUUGUAUCAUAUUUGACAUAUGUACCAGUAGUAUAUUCUCUCCACAUGGAGAGAACCAUGGGGAUUCUCCUGUGACCUUUUUCUGUGCUUGUAACAGUCUAAUUGGUUGCUUGUCCUUGUGGUUGCAGAUUGAUCUCCGAGCCACCGAUGUCCAGCUAAUGCGGCAACUCCUCCUCAUCAAUGAAAGCAUCGAAUCCAUCAAGUGGAUGAUUGAAGAAAAAGGAGCCAUCACCAGCAGGGGCAGCAGCUUGAGUGGCAGCCUCUGUAGUUUGUUGGAGAGUCAGGAGACCUCCUUGAGGGGCAGCUACAACAGCUUACAAGACUGUAGUGAUGGACUGGAUGGAAUAUCUGUGGGAAGUUACCUGGACACUUUGGUGGAUGAUAUCCCUGGCCAGCAUACUCCUUCAGAUGUGGACCAGUUCAGUGACUCUUCUCUUAUAGAUGACUCACAGCCACUACAUAAACAUCCCAAGAUUGAAUCCAAUGAGUACUACUGUUUUGGUUAAUAAAAUGAAGUUCUAGGAGAGAGACUUGUGCACUUGUAUUUAUGAUUCCUCUAUGCUGCUAUUUGAUGUAAGCAUUUUAAAGCACCUUUAUAAAAGACAAUGUACUUUAAAUUUGCUCUACUCUGUCGGUUGCUGCUCCUAGAUCUUUUUUUUUUCCCCUCUCUUCCUGGAUGGCUGCCCUCUUUUUGUUAUUUUAAUUUAUUGUUGUGAUUCCUU